GUUUUGGGUUUUGCCUCUAGGCCCGCCCGCGAGCGCAUCACCGUUAGAACAAGGCCGAAGCGUCUCCAGAGCCCUCGCCCAAGCACCUCGGCCACCUUCCCCCGCAUACCGUGCACCAAAGCCGAUGGUAGAUUCUGCGGCAACUACGAUGAGUGCGGGAAGACCGAAGCGAGUGGUGGCCAUUACAGAUGAAUACAACUGGCGUCGUUUGCAGGACUCGAUAACCUGCGAUAUCCGGGCGGAAGGCGGCGAGACCAGUCAGGAUACGAAACGAAGCCGGGGACAGACAGUUGGGAUCGGUCGCGGAGGCGAGCCUGGGGGAUUAAGACCCAGAGGGGAGGGAGAGGAGGAGUCGGGCGUUGGUGCUCCAUGUGUCAAUCCCGCGCUCGAUCCCCACACAGCGCCGUUGGAGAGGUCCCGGCAAUUCCGGCAGCGACGUAUUCUUGAGGACCAGGGACAGCAACAGAUGCGCAACGUGCUCGAAACUCAAAGCUUGAGUUCGAGGGCGCUCGGUGCGGGUCGGCUUGACGUGGGUGACGGUGGUCGUAGGUCGCAGAUGGACUUAACAGAUGCGUUGGGAUAUACCACACCGCUAUCACUGCCAGUACUUGAUAUGGAUCACGUCGAGGCGGGAAUGCUACGACGAACAGGCCUAGAUGGAGCACCGAGACAAACAACACACAAGUUGAGAGAGGACAACACCCAGAUUGAGAAAGCCCAAAGAAUGACGAUAACAGGGUUAGAAGACGUGGCAAGACCCAGCGAGACCCUGACCGAUAAAUAUAGCGAAAACUGGGCGGUGGUUAUCCCGAAGGCGUGGCAGGUGAAUAGUAAAUACCCUGAAGUAGUCGUGGCCAUCGAUGGGGGCGUCCAUGGACGUCGUGACUGGCAUUAGGUAACAGGUAUCGACGGCUUUGUUUGAGGUAGUGGUGGAAAGGAACAUGAGAAGACUGCAUUCUACCAGGGCGCCGCCAGCACGGUCAACGCCAGAUAUUAAUAUUUGCAGCGAGCAGAGUGGGUGAUACAAUCCCACAUGGACUGCGAUUCCA
This is a messenger RNA of Leucogyrophana mollusca, 1049 nucleotides long. The record is from the annotation of a GenBank genome assembly. NCBI's taxonomy places the organism in Eukaryota, Fungi, Basidiomycota, Agaricomycetes, Boletales.